AUGGGCCGCGAAGACCAGGUCGAGGAGCGCGAGGUCCUUGAUUCAAUCUUCCCUGAUGAAAUUACCGACCUAUCCGACACGGCAUACAAAGUAUCAAUAACCCUCGACAACCCCGAAAAUGACAGCGAGGAAACAGAGCAACCGGUGAUAUAUCUCGAGGUAUCAUACCCACCGGAUUACCCCGAUGUCGCGCCAGACCUCAACAUCACUCCCCCGCCAAAUGCGCCGAGGAAUUCUCGGCUAGAUGUCCAGGAAGAUCGCGAACGGCUCCUCGAAACCCUGCAGCCCACGAUCGAAGAGAACAUGGGCAUGGCGAUGGUUUUCACUCUUGUCAGCGCCCUGAAGGAAAGCGCCGAGCUUCUCAUGGCCGAACGGGCGAACGCCGUCCAGGCCGAAAAGGAAAUGGUGGCUGCCAAGGCCGAGGAGGAAGAGAACCGCAAGUUCCAGGGCACGCCGGUGAACCGGGAGACAUUUUUGGAAUGGAAUGCAAGAUUUCAAAAGGAGAUUGAGGACGAGGAGCGGCGGCAGCGUGAGGAGAAGGAAGCAGAAGACAAGAAGAAAAAGUCCGGGAAGGAAGAAAAGAAACUCACUGGCCGACAAUUGUGGGAGAGAGGCCUGGCUGGCAAGGGCGAUGACGAGGAUGAAGAAGACUCUAUGCCGGCGGUGGACAAGCUUAAAGUUGCUGCUUGA
Messenger RNA from Penicillium alfredii, 690 nucleotides. Its product is annotated as RWD domain-containing protein. Gene Ontology annotation, biological process: cytoplasmic translation. Lineage: Eukaryota; Fungi; Ascomycota; Eurotiomycetes; Eurotiales; Aspergillaceae. The record is from RefSeq and is a predicted model, not a curated record. Gene Ontology annotation, molecular function: protein binding. The coding region runs from base 1 to 690 and encodes 229 amino acids. The transcript is spliced from 2 exons.